AUGGUCGAUGCUAGUUCAGCGCUGAGCCGGCAGGGCUCGGUGGCCCGUACCAACGCCAUUGCCAUGCUCAGGCGUGCAGCAUCACAAAGAGAGACCAAGGCAAGAGCAGAAACGCCUGUCGUCCCCGGAGCUUUUCCAACCGAGUCGAGUCCGCCUUUAGCCAGCAGUGGCUUUGCAACGUCUCUCAAUCAUUCGACGACCGAUGUUGGUCAGCAGUCACAGCCAACGUCCACGAGCUAUCCAGAAACCGGGCCAGGACACAAUUGGACGUCUGCGAAAGAUCCGCAAUCGGGCGACACACAUCAUCUUGAUCCUUAUCCUGUCGACAACGCGGCCGCUUCCACCUCAGCACUGCCACCACAAGCCAUGCUUACGGCUCCAUCACCCAACGACUCCAUCGAGCGCUCUCGAUCUCCCAUGUUCCUGCAAGACCGUUCCAACCCUCGCACCUUCAAUCGCUCUCCGUUGCCCUCCUUGGAGCAGCUUCGAGCCCGCAUCCUACUCGAACGAGAAUCUGCAGGACUGCAAAGAAGCGCUAGCACCAGCGCUGCCAGUCAGGCCGCACGUGCCUACGCUCUCGAGAAGCUCCUCGGCAACAGCGGCUCCGACGUCUUCUAUGAUCACACCCCUGACGGCACUCUGAUCGGUCGCGGCGCUGCGACACCGUCGCCGACUCGCAUGUCCGGCCCCGACAACGACACAACCGACAUGGCGUCCGACGACGAGUCUGCACACGAAACCAGGCUCAAGCGACAGUCGGUCAAGAAUCGACCUUCGCUCCGAAGGAGCCGUACCAUCAACGGCCUCACUGCCAUGGCAGAAGCGCAGAACAAGGCCGAUUUCGUCCAAGGCGUCUUUCUCGCUGUCCCCGGUCCUGCAUCCAAGCGCAUCUCUCGCAUUCAUCAGCGGCGUGUUGAGCGUCAGAGCAUGCUCAAGCCGGCUUCCUCCACACCCACCGAAGUACCCGUACCAGAAGAGACUGUCCAAGAGGCCGAUUCACCGCCCGCUUCCAUCGCAGAAGCAGCGUCGAGCCUAUCGCGUCAACAGUCGCAACGCCAAAUUGCGAGGACAGAGAUGAUGCGCAAGCUCAGCACCAGAGGCCGAGGCACUGCCACAUCAGCAGCUCAGCCAGCCUCGGAUCAGACUCAGGGUUCAGGUCUGGCGACCAUCGCACCCGCACCAGGCGCUCGCCUGCGAUUGCCACAAGUCAUCACCAACUCUCCCGCCGUCGACGAGAGCAUCAGUCCCGUAGGUGUCGUCAUUCGACCGCCAUCGUCUCCGAUCCCACCGCCUAUUUCGCGUCUGGAUGCGCUCGCUUCACCAACACCUGCUCCGACGUUCCGUCAAGCUCUCAGCCCGGCAAGCGCAGCAGGAAUGACCGCUCAGACCUUUGCUGCUGCCUCUCCAGAUACGCCACAGCUAGACGUGACAUCAGCAGGCCUGAAAGCCUCGUCCUCGGAUGCGUCCCUUGCGUCGCAUUAUGCACACAGCAUCGCUACCAAUGCCACGGCUCGUCAUAUCCAAGAACGGAACCGUGAAAGCGCCAUGGCGCGUCUCAGUAACGAGGACAGCUUUGCGCUCGAAGCCUCGCCGUCGGUCCCGUCCACUUCCAUCGACACCGACGCGGCGCAGAGCUCUCUUGACAGGGCAAUGGGCAGGUAUCUGGUGAACGAAGAUGACGGCGACGUGACGAUGCAGGCUUCCUCGACACAGGGUGGCUAUCAUUCCGAGGACGAUGGUGUUCACGUCGACCUCAGUAGUGAUUCUUGGAGGAGGCGUCGGGCAGGCCUCGUUGGUCUCGGAUUGGACGCAGCAGGAGCGGAUCCGGAGCAGGCAGAUCUAGUGCAGCCGCGGGUGCUAGUCGAGGAACACACUGGAUGUCCACCGACCCAGGCAUCCGGACACGGCGAGUCCGAGCGCGUCUCGGAACUACGGCAGUCCCUGUCUCGACUCAACGUGCAGCAGCCAGCAUCCCAAGACCUUCUCUCCAGUCCUGGAUCCUACACAGAUCAAGAGUCCAUGGAGGACGACGCCUUCUAUCAGCUCUACUCACCUGCUACAGGCGCCGAUGACGAAGAGGACGGUAGCGACGAAGCCGACGAUGACGAGGUUGGCCUACCUGAGAGAGAUCAAACUUCGAAGGCUGGCGAUACGCCUCACUACCCUGCUUCGGUCGAGCCGGACAGCAGCCGUCGCGUCGAUGCUGCGGUCGCGCAAAAUGCUGGAUUCUCGUCGAAAGAUGCUAGUCCCAAGCAUGUACAGCUUUCACACGACGCUGCGGAUUUCCCCACGACACCGCCUCAACGUCUCUUCCAUCGUAGCGUAGCCAGUGUGCCAAUCGACCCUUCUCCCAGCACCGAGACCGAAUUCGGCGAGACGCGCAGAACGCCUUGGAUGGGCGCAAGCCCUGGCGGGUUCAACUUGCCACUGCGUCUCUCUAAUUCGUUGAUGUCGUCAGCACACACAAUGUCGCCGGACUCGCCAAGCGGAGAUCAGAGCCAUUCCACGCGCGGUCUGGCCGAUGCCCGCAAGACCAGGGGCGACUGGCCAACGUCGAUCGCUAGCAGCGGGACCCUUCAGUUCGGGAGGGAAAGUUCGGAGAGCCGUCGCGAAGGAGACGCCCGUCAGAGGUCAUUCGAAGAGGGAAGGCACUUUCAAGCCGGGCCUGCCAUUGGCUCGCCUUUGAUGGAGGUAUCUGAGGAUGAGGCGAUGACGGAAGCAGAUCAGCGCAGUCGACAGUCAGUGGGCACGACCACAACCAACGGGCGGUUGUCGGACUUCGAGAUUCUCAACGUUACGAGCUUGCACGCAAACCCUUCUUCACGGGCUCAAGAAAUGCUCGGUUCCAGCUUUGUAGCCAAGUACGGCGACGACCUGGACCAAGAUUCUCAGGAUUCCGCUCCAAUAGGCGUAUAUCGCGGCGGCAAUCUGCUGGUCCCCGCAGCUCGCCAAUACGUUUCGUCGUCUAACACCAGCAGCAAACUCUCAAUUACUGACCUGAACGAUGCUGACGGAGAGGUGAACGACGACUACCUCCGCAAGGUCGAUCGCAUCGCGGACGAGCUUGGAAAGCUGGCUCGCACAAAUCAUCUUGCAGGCUCAAACGAAACAUCUCCCGGAAGCACGUCGGCGUCACGUACAAUCGCCAUGCCGUCAGCCCCGAAGCUCGAGCGCAGUAACACGAGCGGUAGCCGCUUCACGGAGCACAUGUCGGUCUAUUCGAUCAGCCACUCACAGCGUCCAUCGGCAGAUCUCUCAGCCCUGGCUGCAAACGAGAAGCUGCAUCCGUUUCCCGGGCUGGCCCUUGCGAGCCCGGUGCAGAGUCAGGAUGGGUUCAGUCACAUGACCGUUGCGCCAGCGCUUGCUUCUCCGGCACCCACGGGUCCACCAGUACCGCCAAAGUCGGGCCACUCGGACAACCCGGACUCGCCAUUGGCAGCUGCCGCUUCGAAGGGCGACCAGGAGGCCAACGGCAAGCAGCUGGGCCUGUUCUCAUCGAUACGCCGCAAGGCGUCGACUCUGCGAAGGACGCCUUCAUCCGCCAAGGAAAAGGAUGGGUCGAGCUUCUGGGCUCGUCGUGCAAAAAGAGAGGAAUCGCCAAAGCUACCGACCGAAGCCACUUUCAUUUCGGCACCCAUUCUGACGGAUGCGACGCCAGGCCCCGCUGCAACUGCUACACAGCCUCUCGCCACCGUCGACGUUUCACACCUUGGUGCGUCCAAUGAAUUGACUCAGCGCGAGCGGGACCAUGACGCCACAUUCGAGCAUCGAUUGCCCGGCAGACAGUGGACGGACAAGGCGGCCGCACAAGCCGACCUGCAACGCAAUGCAUCCAUCUCAUCCAUGGCUAGUGGUCGGAAUCGGACUGAACUCUACGACGUCACAGCGGAUCCCGACAGCUCAUCGUCGUCCUCUCAUUACCCUGAGAACGCGACAAGAUUGCUGGCUCCAAGCACGGAAGCCAUGAUCCACCGCUACAGCCGCAUGCUGUCAAUCGCUGGCCCGAGUCAGACAGUCCCCGGAGCAACACCAGAGGAUAUGCGAGAUCCACCGCGCAAACUGCUCGCAUCCGACCCCGUCUUCCAGGUCAUCAGCGCGACAACCAUCAAAGAUCGAUACCUUUUUCUGUUCAGCGACAUUCUAGUCAUCGCAAAGCCCGUCGCCGCUCCUGGCGCCGAAAUCGGCCAGACGUUGGGCAAGAUGAAGCAGGCGGCGGUCCUGCCUUCGCUGUCAUGGAAGUUUAGCGUCAAGAACAUCCUCGAGCUGCAUCGACUAAAGGUCAGCGUCACGAGCAACACACGCACGUCGUCAGCCAAGACUCGCGCCCAGAACCCAGUCCUUUGGGGCUUCGUCUCGCACUUUAGCAAGCAUCCGGAUGCCGCCGUGCGGGCACUCGUCGCCAAGACGGGCUUGGAACCCACGCCUGCAUCCAUCGCGCAGCUUCUGUACCAGACUCCAGAACUCGACCGACACGAUCUGACGCAGUACCUCACCCACCCAUCGCGACGAGAGAUCCUCAAGGCGUACGUCUCGCAGCAUCGCCACGUCGGCGUGUCCAUCGAGUCUGCGCUGCGCACCCUGCUGCUCGACCUGCGCUUCCCCACCGACCUCGACGCGUUCGAGGCGCUGCUGAUGCACUUUGCGCAGAGCUGGACGCAGCACAAUGCCUCGAUGAUCAAGCCCACCUUCACCGCCCAGAUUGCGUCCGACCUGGUGUUUGCGAUCAUGGCGCUCAACGAUGCGCUGCACACCGACUCGCCCGCUGGUCCUGCCUCGGAGACGGCGCCGAAUUUCCCGCGUCCUGCAACGGUCGACACACCUGGUCUGUUCAGCGCGCCAUGCCCGGAGCUAUCCAAGGCCGAUUUUGUCAGCGUCUUCCGCCAACACGACCCACACGAAGUCCUAUCGGACCGUACACUCAGCCGCAUCUACCUGUCCAUCCGCUCGGAACCGCUCGUGCAGGCGUUGGACCGGUUCGAGCCGCGCUUCGCCAUCCGCGUCAAAGAUGGCAAACUCCCUACACGUCUGACGUACGCGCAACCCGCCGAGCCCGUAACGCUCGUGAUCCCCGCUCCGGACCCCGAUCUGGCCAUCCGCCUCUAUGCGCAGGAUAUGACGUUCGAGCCGCCCAUCCUGACCUUUGCGGGGUCGAACGAGGCGAGUUUCACCAUGUGGACCAAGACGCUCGGGCCAAAGCAGGUGGUGUUCGUUCGCGCGGGUCGAAAUGCCCGCUUCUACGGGGGAACGGAGGUCGAUGUUGCGGACACGAGCGAUUCGCCGCUGCCGCGGAGCUUCAAUGUCACCGUUGAGCGCGCGUUUAUGAAGCACAGCUUUACGCUUUCUUCCCCCGCCUCCUGGGCGGGUGGGAGCGAAGAACGGUUCAUGUUUAGCUUCGAGAGCGGGGACAAGGCGGAGAGCUGGGUUCAGGCGAUCCGGGGCCAGGUGGAGGCGUGUAUCAAGCAAAAAGCGAUGCGGGGUCCAGUGGGGAGGGCGACGGAGAUGGCGAGUCUGCAGGUGCUACGAGACACACUUGUGGCGACGGAAGAGGGUGGGCAGCAGACGGGAUUGACGCGGGCGAUGACGGUGGGUCGGGGUGCAGUGCCUGCGAGUGCUUCGUUGCGCGCACCAGCGAUGCUGGAUCGUGCGGCGUCGACGUCGCGCCACUACUAUGCGCCGUCUGGCGUUGGCAGGCAUGAGAGGGAGCUGCUCAUUCCGCCUUCCACGUCGUCGGCAAACACGAGUAACGCUAGUGCGGGCGAGACACGGUCGCAUACCAAAGGCUCCGCUUCGCUCUCGCUCUACCCGCCCUCGACGGCGGUGACGAGGCUGGGCGUGGCCAACGCCAGCGGCAUGGCGAGGAGCAACUCGGCGCGCUCGGCCAGCAGCCCGCAUUCUCCACUCUCGCCUUUGCCCCCGAUGGGCGGUGCGUCCGCAGAGACUGCCAGUAUUGGAGAGUCGAGCGUGAGCGGAGGGAGGACGGGCGCGGGAGAUGGCGACAAGACGCUGCAGGGCACCCAAAUCGUCAGCAUCGCCCGACUCAACUCGCUGCUCGUGCGCGUUGUGGCUCAUCAUCAGGCACAGCAGGCGCAGCAGCAGCAAAUCUAG
Molecule: messenger RNA, 6105 nt
Organism: Kalmanozyma brasiliensis GHG001
Lineage: Eukaryota; Fungi; Basidiomycota; Ustilaginomycetes; Ustilaginales
Product: Sec7 domain protein
Exons: 1
Coding region: 1-6105 (2034 amino acids)
Biological process (GO): regulation of ARF protein signal transduction
Molecular function (GO): guanyl-nucleotide exchange factor activity; GTPase activator activity
Source: RefSeq, a predicted model, not a curated record